Molecule: messenger RNA, 1968 nt
Organism: Girardinichthys multiradiatus
Lineage: Eukaryota; Metazoa; Chordata; Actinopteri; Cyprinodontiformes; Goodeidae
Gene: tsen15
Product: TSEN15 tRNA splicing endonuclease subunit
Exons: 4
Coding region: 110-562 (150 amino acids)
Biological process (GO): tRNA splicing, via endonucleolytic cleavage and ligation
Molecular function (GO): nucleic acid binding
Source: RefSeq, a predicted model, not a curated record
UUUGCAGAACGCCGGUAAAUCUGAAAAUAUCAGCCAUGCUUUGCUAAAGAGCGCUGAACCCUGUGGUGUAUUGGGCGGCUCUUUUACGUGCAGAGAGUUUCAGGUGAAAAUGUCCGGAGCGAAGGCGUCCGAGAAAGCUCCAUCUACAAACUGGAUCCUGCAGCAUCCCACGUACCAACAGAUGAAGGAGCUGAACGUGGGGGAGAGUGAGCAGAUCCACGCAGCUUUUCUGGUCUACAUGGAUCUUACUGAGGUGCGUCGAUGGAAGGAGGUGUCCUGUGUGAAAAGUCUGGACCUGCAGGUGGUUCUGCUGGAGGCCAGGGAGAAGGAUGGAUCUCCUGUUCAUACUGUCCUGCCGCUGCCUGUUCACCAAUCUCUGUGCCACCAGAGCAUCCGCCAGGUGCUGGACCGAGGCUUUCCUAUGCUGCUGUGUGCCGUGGCGUCCGACUCUACCCUGGUCUAUCAGAGGAUGACUGAUGGGUUGGUGACCCCUGACCCCCCUGUAGGUCCCUUUGAGGAUGCGGGGCGGCGGCAGCACCGAAAGAGGCGGCACCAUCGCUGAGAGGCUGAGUUAGUUACUGAUGACCUGAGGAGCAGCAGGAAGCAUGAGGCUGAAAGCCCGCUGAGAUGUCUAUCUCCAGUCCGGUUCUAAGAUUGGCUGGCAGUGUGGAGGUCCCAUAUCUUUCAACCAUGUGGGUUCACCACUUUUAGUCCUUCUUUUUCCCUACUUAUGCAGCUUUACAUCUUGAAACAGAAAAUCAGUGUAUUCCUAUGGCAUUUCAUGGUAGAAACAGUUCUCCUACAUAACAGUCAACUUCCACUUCUUUGGGGUUUUAACUCCUUAUGAAAUUUCCUUUAUGUGUUCAGCGCCCCCACAAGGCCACAGGGUUAACAGCAAUAGAAUCUGUUUAGUUUUAUUAUUUAAAAUAUCAGUUUGGUGCCAACGUAUUGCAUAUUGUAUCACAUGAAGAAUGAAGAGAAUAUUUUUAUCACUACAUAUUUUGUUUCACCCUGAGACUUGCUGAAGAGGAGCAAGUCUUCGACACAUUGCUGAAUACUUCAUUUGGAAAUCAAGAAACAAGAGGAUUUUGAAAUUAUUUUACAACAGAAGGUUUGUGUUAAAAAGUAUUUGCCCCGAUGAAUAUAUUUUUUUGCUUUUUUUGUUACACUUUAUUUUUUCAGAUUAUCAAACAAAUUUUAAUAUUAGACAGAUAAACCCCGAGUAAAUACAAACAUCAAGUGAUGACUUUAUUUCUUAGGUGACAAAACUGUCCAAACUGCCAUGGCACCAUAAGAAAAAUAUAAUCAGGUCACACCCUGGCCUGAUUACUGACUGGGCUGUGGAAUCAAGACAUCACCUAAAUAGAGCCUGUUUCAUGGCAUAAAGUAGGCUAAAGGAUCCGAAAAUGCCCUGAUCUAAAGAUAUUCAAGAUAAGAUGAAAAAGAUUGACAUCUAUCAGUCUGGAAGGGGUACAAAUCUGUUUCUAAGGCUUUGGGGUUCCAGUAAAUCAGUAAGAGAAUUAUCCAUAAACGGAGAACACAUGGAACAGUGAACUUCCCAGGAGUGACCUGCCUACCAAAAUGACUCCAAGAGCGCAUUAACGGCUCAUCCAGGAGGUCAUGAAGGAACCCGGAACAACAUCUAAAUCUCUGCAGGCCUCAGUUUCUUCAGUUAAGGUCAGAGUUCAUGGUUUAACAAUAAAAAAGAUAGACUGGGCAAAAAUGGCCUCCAUGAAAUUGCUCUAAGGUGGCCUGUCCCACCUUUAAGGAAUUAAAUAGUUUGAAAAUUACAUUUUGUAUUUCCUCAGGUUUGAUAAAUUAAUCUGAUAAUCAGAAACACUUAAGUUGGACAACAAAGGAAAAACAAGAAAUCUGCAACAUGGCAAAUACUUUUUCUCAGCACUGUAUAAAACUGUUCAUAUCCUGUAUAAGAUAUGGAGAUAUAUGAAUAAAUGGCUGAAUAUUUGA